UUGAGGCACCUGAACCGAAGUCUUUCCAACCUGCAUACUUAUCCUCUACCCCGCCGCACACUUGGUCUAACUACCUACCUACAGACAACAGCCAGGCUUGGGCUAUCAUACGCAGAGGCACGCACUCAGUCCCAGAUGCAAAGAAACAUUCAACUUUUGACAUCAAUUUCCUCAAGAUUUGGGAAGUGUGUACCGACAUCAUUCCCCGCAUAACAACAAUGUUCAGUUGAUUUCACAUUUGGAGAAGUUGACGUCAUCCUGACCUGGCCAGCGCAGACAUAAUCGACAUAUAUUUAUCGUUUCGCGAUUAUCCCAUACCAACAAACACUAACUAAUGACAGCUUUUCUGAGAACGUGUGCAGAUAGCUCGGAAACAUCGAAACCAAUUAGUAAUGAUGGCUCCGAGUUUAGACCCUGCUAUUCUGAAGGCGCUCGGCCUGGAUGCCGAGACGACAAACAUGAGUACCCAUGGCGGCUCGGGGUUUGCGUCGACCUUCAAGCUCUGUGGAACCGUCAACGGGAGAGAGAAGACAUUCUUUGUCAAGACAGGAUCGGGAAAAGAUGCAGAAACAAUGUUUAGAGGAGAGCAUGCGUCCCUGAACGCUAUCCAUUCAGCCGUGCCUAACUUUUGCCCGGCCUCGCAUGCAUACGGGGCAAUGUCAUCAGAAGGGCGAUUCUUUAUGGCCACAGACUUUCUGGACCUCGGUGGCCGCGGUGCAUCAGGGACGGGCAAAUCGCUGGCGGCCAAGCUUGCCCAACUCCAUACAACGCCGGCGCCGGUACCGGAUGGCUUCGACAAGCCCAUGUUUGGCUUCCCUGUACCGACUUGCUGCGGCUCUACGGUACAAGACAACAGCUGGAAGGAGAGCUGGGCCGAGUUCUACGCCGACAACAGGCUACGGCAUAUUCUUGCCGCCGGGAUCAAGAGCAACGGGAAGGACGCGGAACUGGAGCGGACCGUUGAGACCGUUGCGAGCAGGGUGGUACCGCGGCUACUGGGGGAUGGACACCUCAAGGGCGUAAAGCCAGUGGUCAUACACGGGGACCUGUGGAGUGGCAACCACGGCGCUGGCAGGUUUGCUGGCAGUGACGGCGGUGUGGAGGAGGUGGUGUACGACCCGAGCUGCGUCUAUGGGCACUCUGAGUACGAGCUGGGGAUCAUGAAUAUGUUUGGCGGCUUUGGGUCAAGGUUCUGGGAGGAGUACGGGAAGCUCGUGCCAAAGUCCGAACCUGUCGAGGAAUUUGAGGACCGAGUGGCGCUUUAUGAGCUGUAUCACCACCUGAAUCAUUUUGCACUCUUUGGGGGAGGGUAUCGAGGCGGGGCCAUGUCUAUCAUGAAGAAGCUGAUCUCGAAAUAUGGUUGAUGUUCAAAGAAAACGACGAGAGGCCGCUUACUAGAAAUCGUCAGCAUUUAAUAUACAGCAAUCCCGUCAUGCGCAUGUGUGGCACCUUCAUAUGGAUGUUUUGCAGGCGCAUUGAAGCACAAACGGGAUUCGUUUCCUGACAGGCCGGCAUCAGCAUACAAGCAAGUCCAAAGCUGCAAGGUACCUGCCGCCAAGCCCCUCCCUUUUUUUGGAGCCUUUUGGUUUAGCAGAAAACGCUCAGACAGCAGUCAAACACCGUAGCAAGAUGAACGACAUGGUUACGGACGGGGAAAGUGAGCACUGCAGUCAAGAGUAGAGUAUAUCAGCAAUACCCUCAGCAUUCGCAUCUGACACUUCUGGAAUUUGGUCUGUUCUUGACACCGAAAGCUCACAACAAAAAAAGUACCGAG
Molecule: messenger RNA, 1774 nt
Organism: Pyricularia oryzae 70-15
Lineage: Eukaryota; Fungi; Ascomycota; Sordariomycetes; Magnaporthales; Pyriculariaceae
Exons: 3
Coding region: 393-1364 (323 amino acids)
Source: RefSeq, a predicted model, not a curated record